GGGAGAAGGAGUGAAACAGCAGGAGGAAAGAGAGAGAGAGAGAGUUUUGUUUCUUUUUUGUCGGUUUUUUUUCCACCUCGCUCUUUCCUGCGACUCUCCUGCACGCGCGCGUGUUCUAGGAAACCUAAGCACUCCGUUCCUGCGUUACGCGUGUGCGAAAGCUUGUGUGUGUGUGUUUUUCUGUGUGUGCCUGCCUGCCUGCGUCCGCGCGUGUGUGUGUGCACGGCUCAGAGGGGUUUUCCCUGCGAGGGGGGGAUGUGUCAGUAACAGACACACACACACACACACACAGACAGCACCACCACCACCAUGCCUCGGCUCAGGCUGACCGGAGUCUCUGUGCCUCUGCUGCUGCCCCUUCUCUGGUGCUGCCUUUGGGGAUCUCUUCUCCUCCUCUCCUUGCCUCCAGCCUCCAGCCAGGGCGCUGCCGCUCGAGGAGGAGGAGGCGCAGGAGCAGGAGGCGCAGCAGCUGCACGAGGAGCAUCGUCGGGGCGGACGGCCGAGCGGAUCAAGGUCCUCUUCACGCCGACCAUCUGCAAGGUGCGCUGCGUCGGGGGACGAUGCACCAACUUCUGCGAGCGCGGCAACAUCACCACCCUCUACAACAGCCAGCAGCCCGCGGCCGGACAUGGCUUCAGAGUCUUCCUGUGUCCCAUGCUGUGUCAGAAUGGGGGGGUCUGCAUCCAGAAGGACCGCUGUCUUUGCCCCCCCACCUUCACCGGAAAGUUCUGUCAGAUCCCCGUCCCGGGCUCCAGCAACGACAUCGAGAAGCCGGCCCCCGCUGGGUCCCCCGCCGCCGCCAACCCCCAGCAGCUCACGCAGUCCGAGUACAUCCUGCCCCUCCAGAGCCAACUGGCCGGACAGACCAACGGAGCGGGGAUGGUGAAGGUGCGCGUGCAGCACCCUCCGGAGGCCAGCGUGAAGAUCCACCAGGUGCUGAAGGUGGGCUACGGGCCCGUCGCCUCGUCCCAAGAGCGCUCCGAGACUGUCACCUGGUCGUCCUCGGGCACCUCGGGAGCUCGCAGGGGUCUGUUGCCAGGGGAACGGGCCGAGGCUCCUCCCCCUCAGGUGCGGGCGCAGACCAUCCGCGGCGACGCCACCUACACAGAGGCCUCCGGCUUCAAGUACUGCUUUAGGGAGGUCCGCAACGGACAGUGUAGCUCACCUCUGCCAGGCCUGAGGAGCCAGGAGACCUGUUGCCGUGGCAUCGGCAAGGCCUGGGGCAUCAACGAGUGCACCAUGUGCCCACCCAACUCAGGUAAUGGUGUGAACAGAGAUGGCGGUUGUCCAAUGGGCUUCGAGAGGAUCAACAACGGCACUCAGUGUGUUGAUGUGAACGAGUGUUCACAGCCGGGCUUCUGUGACAACGGAAACUGUGUGAACACGCGCGGGAGCUACAGUUGCGUCUGCAAGCCCGGAUACUUACUGGACGCUUCCCAUGGGCUCUGCGUCUCCCAGAACGUGAUCUCGGAGCAGAAGGACCAGUGCUACCGCGUGCUGGCGGCGGGCGCGUGCACGCUGCCCAUCCUGAAGAACAUCACCAAGCAGAUCUGCUGCUGCAGCCGCGUGGGCAAGGCCUGGGGCAGGAGGUGCGAGGCCUGCCCUUACUUCGGCUCAGCGGAAUUUAAGGAGAUCUGUCCAGCCGGGCCUGGCUACUACUACUCGGCCACCAACCUCAAGUUCAACCAGCGUCUGCUGGACCUCCACGGCACUGGAGGCCCACCCCUGGUCUCCCAGCCUUCCAGCUCCGCCACCAGCGGCUCCUCCUCCUCCUCCUCCUCAUCAUCAUCGUCAUCCUCAUCUUCUUCAUCAUCCACGGGAGCCCAGACUCCCCUCACGAGACUCCCGCAACAACCGAGCGGCUCUGGUGCCCAGUCGAGGCCAGCGUUGACCCCCCAGGGCGGCAGCGGCACUCUGCCCACCGGCCACUCCAGACCCCAGCAGCCGGCUAACGGGGGGGCCGGUGGAGCUGGAGCAGGUCAGGGGUCACGACCUUAUCAGCCGACUGGCGCCGGGGCCACUGGUACCGGUGCUGGUGCUGGUGCCGGUGCUGGGUCCAGGCCUCUGGUCAUCCCCAAUACUGGGUCCGUUACUCAGCAAAGCAGACCCCCACAACCCGGAGGCACAGGGUCACUUACUCCCCAGACUAGGCCUCAACAGCCUGGGGGUACGGGUUCUUUCACUCCCCAGACUAGGCCUCAACAGCCUGGGGGUACGGGUUCUCUCAUUCCCCAGACUAGGCCUCAACAGCCUGGGGGUACGGGUUCUCUCACCCCCCAGACUAGGCCUCAACAGCCUGGGGGUACGGGUUCUCUCAUCCCCCAGACUUGGCCUCAACAGCCUGGGAGUACGGGUUCUUUUACCCCCCAGACUAGGCCUGACACCAGGCCUCAGACUCCCACACGCACUCACUCUGGAGGAACAGCCACUGUCCUGCCGAACGGGGAUCGCUCGGUCACUCGACCUCAGACCAGCAGGACGCCAGUGGCCAGACCAGACACAUCAGGAGCCAGACCACUGCCUGUUCCAGUCACUCCCCGACCAGCAGCACCAAGGCCAGAUUCUCGAGGGUGUGAUUCCAGGCCGGGCGUUUGUGGAGCUGGACGCUGCGUUGACCAGCCCGGUGGACGGUACACGUGUGUGUGUGACCCGGGCUACCAGUACAACCCCGCCAGGCUGCAGUGCCAAGAUCUGAAUGAGUGUGUGUUGACACCUCGCCCCUGUGGCGCUGGGCAGUGUGUGAACACCGUGGGCAGCUUCCGCUGCUUGUGCCCAGCUGGUUACCGUGCCAACCCCCAGGAGAGCCUGUGCCAGGAGGUGGACGAGUGCCGACAGGUGCCCAACCCGUGCGUUAACGGCCGCUGUGAGAACACACCUGGAAGCUACAGGUGUUCAUGUUUCCUUGGAUACUCACUCCAUGGAGACACCUGCAAAGAUGUGGACGAGUGUGUGGACCCGCUGCUCUGUCCCGGCCAGGAGUGUGUGAACUCCCAGGGCUCAUUCAGAUGUGUGUCCUGCCGCCCCGGCUUCGGCCUGCUCAAUGGACAAUGCUCAGACAUUGAUGAGUGUCGUCAGACACCCAGCCCGUGUUCUAACGGUCGCUGUGAGAACACGCCAGGUAGCUUCAGGUGUGCUUGCCGCACGGGAUACAGGCUACAGGGCAACACCUGCACAGAUGUGAAUGAGUGUGAUAGCCCCGUGCAGUGCCCAGGACAGGAGUGUGUAAACACACCAGGCUCCUUCAGGUGCAUGUCCUGCAGACCGGGAUUCAAGAUACAGGGAGGGCAGUGCACAGAUGUUGAUGAGUGUGGUCAGAGCCCCAACCCCUGCUCUAAUGGUCGCUGUGAGAACACACCUGGGAGCUACAGGUGUGUGUGUCGCAGUGGCUACAGGCUACAGGGCAACACCUGCACAGAUGUGAAUGAGUGUGAGACCCCACAGCUGUGUCGUGGACAGGAGUGUGUGAACACCCCGGGAUCGUACCGCUGUGUGUCCUGCAGGACUGGCUAUGAGAUGCUGAAUGGACAAUGCUCAGAUGUGAAUGAGUGUAACAGAACUCCGACUCCGUGUGCUAACGGCGUGUGUGAGAACACACCUGGCAGCUACAGGUGUGUGUCCUGUCGGAAUGGCUACGAGCUGGUCAACGGACAGUGCUCAGAUCUGAAUGAGUGUAACCGAACUCCAUCUCCGUGCACUAAUGGUUUGUGUGAGAACACACUCGGCAGCUACAGGUGUGUGUCCUGCAGGACUGGCCAUGAGGUGGUCAACGGACAGUGCUCAGAUGUAAACGAGUGUAACAGGACUCCAUCGCCGUGUGCUAACGGUGUGUGUGAAAACACACCUGGCAGCUACAGGUGUGUGUCCUGCAGGACUGGCUAUGAGCUGGUCAACGGACAGUGCUCAGAUGUGAAUGAGUGUAACAGAACUCCAUCGCCGUGCGCUAACGGUGUGUGUGAGAACACACCUGGCAGCUACAGGUGUGCAUCCUGCCAGCCAGGCUAUGAGCUGGUGAAUGGGCAGUGCUCAGAUGUGAAUGAGUGUGUGCAUACACCAUCUCUCUGUGCUAACGGACGUUGUGAGAACACCGCGGGCAGCUUCAGGUGUGUGUGUCGCCCAGGAUUCCGUCUGGAGGGAGACACCUGUGCAGAUGUGGACGAGUGUGAGAACGCCCUGCAGUGUCCAGGUAGAGAGUGUGUGAACUCGGUGGGCUCCUUCAGGUGUGUGUCCUGCAGAUCCGGCUUCAGCCCACAGAACGGGCAGUGCCAAGACGUGGAUGAGUGCAGUCAGACUCCAGGCCUGUGCUCUAACGGUGUGUGUGAGAACACUGAGGGCAGCUACCAGUGCCGCUGUCCAACGGGCUUCACACUGCAAGGCAACGCAUGCAAAGACAUAGAUGAGUGUGACAGUCCACAGACCUGUGGAGAUGAGAGUGUGUGUGUGAACACAGACGGCUCGUAUCGCUGUGACUGCAAGCCAGGAUACAGGGCCUCAGGAGUGGGGCGGCAGUGCAGAGACAUUAAUGAGUGUUUGGAGGGAGACUAUUGCUUCCCACGGGGAGAGUGUGUGAACACUGAGGGAUCCUACAGGUGUGUGUGUGCUCUGGGGUACCGCACCAGCACGAACGGCAGCUCCUGUCUGGAUGAGGAUGAGUGUGCCAGGCCGGGCGUGUGUGAGGACGGUCGCUGUGUGAACACUGAGGGCUCCUUCCAGUGCCAGUGCCAGACAGGCUUCAGCACCAACCCCGAAAGCACCGCCUGUCUGGAUGUGGAUGAGUGUGUGGACUCUGGUGGGGCAGUGUGUGGCUCACAGCGCUGUGAGAACACCAUCGGCUCGUACCGCUGCUUCAGCUCCUGUGAGCCUGGCUAUAGGGCCACGGCCACAGGCCAGUGUGUGGACAUAAACGAGUGUGCCAACGAGACUGUGUGUGGGGAGCACGCCUUCUGCCAGAACCUGAUUGGCACCUACCACUGCAUGUGUGACCAGGGCUAUGAGAUCAGCGAGGAUGGCAAGAGCUGCAUGGAUGAGAAUGAGUGUGAGAAGAUGCAGGGUGUGUGUGGAGCUGCGCUCUGUGAGAACGUGGAGGGCUCCUUCCUGUGCGAGUGCCCCAACCCUGGAGAGGAGUACAACCCACACACACGCCAGUGUGUCGGAAGCACCAUGCCAGGUCGACCAUCGGUCCCCGACAGUUCCUCUUCGUCGUCCUCCUCCUCUUCCUCAUCCUCCUCCUCCUCCUCCUCGUCCACCUCCACCUCUGUCUGGGGUCCCCCUCCACGUGCGGGUGGUGCUGGUGCUGGUGCGGUGGGGUCCUUCUCGCUGGCGUCCGGCGAUGAGGUGCGUGCGUGCUACUUCAACAGCGAGGAGCGCGGGCCCUGUAACGUGCUGGCCCCCAACACCACCCAGCAGGAGUGCUGCUGCACCGCCGGACACAGCUGGGGCCCAGCCUGCCAGGCCAACCCCUGCCCUGAGCCCCGCACAGCUGAAUAUCAGGCUCUGUGCCCGAGUGGGAGAGGGUAUGUCACUACAAGGCCAGCCGACCAGAGUGCCUUCAGCUAUAGAGACGUGGACGAGUGCAAGCUGUUUGACUCAGAAGUGUGUAAGAACGGCAAGUGUGUGAACAACAUCCCAGGCUACUCUUGCUACUGCUCCAGCGGAUACUACUACCACAAUGGCAUCCUGGAGUGUGUAGAUAACGAUGAGUGUGUAGGGGAGGAGGACCCAUGUCCAGGGUCGAUCUGUGUGAACACGGUGGGCUCGUACCACUGCACCUGUGAGCCCCCUCUCGUGCUGGACGACACACAGACCACCUGUAUCAACGCCACUGGCCUGGCAGUCGAUGAGAACCUGGCGUUCUGCUGGCAGCAUGUAACUACUGACCUGGUGUGCCAGAGACCCCUGCUGGACAGUCAGAUGACCUUCACCGAGUGCUGCUGUCUGUACGGAGAGGCCUGGGGACUGCAAUGCGCCCUCUGCCCUGCCAGAGACUCCGAUGAGUUUGAGUCUCUGUGUAAUGUCCUGCGCCCCCCCUCCUACCCGGACCCCUACCCCGAUACGUACGGCCCCAGGCCCAUCCCCAGACCCGUGCCCAUCCCGGGCUCCCGGCUCCCCUACGGGCCCUACGGACCAGAACCCUACCCAGACCCGUCCCGCCGCCAGCCCGACUACGGCCCGCUGGACUACGACGACUACGGACCCGUGCCAGGGAGGAGGGGCGGGCUGAGGGAGAGGCCCCCAGGGUCCUACGGCCCCCCGGACACCCCCUACACACGCACUGGAACUGGCCGUUACUAUGACGAGGGCGCCUAUGACCCUCGCUACGCGUCUCCUGAGGGGGCCCCCAGACCGCCGUACGGGGGGGGGGACCCGCGGCGUGAGGGAGCGUUCGGGGUGCGCCUGCCCCCGCAGUCCAUCCCCGAGGGGCGUCCCCUCAGCCUGGCCCCACUGCCCGACAACUCGCCCUACCGCGACGAGGACGAGGAGGAGGAGGAGGAAGACACCUGGAGGCCGGGACCCCCCUUCCCUCCGUACGGGAGCCGGAGGGGUGCAGUGGAGCCCCCUCGGCGGGUUUACGAACGGCGCUACGAGUCGUAUGCGGGUUUGAGUGCAGAUGAGUGUGGGAUUGUCCACGGCUGUGAGAACGGCAGGUGCAUCCGCAUCACCGAGGGCUACACGUGUGACUGCUACGAUGGCUUCGAGCUCGACAUGACAACUAUGGCUUGCAUAGAUAUAAAUGAGUGUGACGAGGCGGACACUCCCGACUGUGUGAACGGGGUGUGUGUGAACACGGAGGGCUCGUACCGCUGCGAGUGUUUGAGGGGUUUCACCAUAUCCCAUCAGGCCAACGUCUGCGUCCCUGCUUAGACCCUCCCGCCCUCCAGUAUCCCACAAUCCCACGCUCCCACUCCGAGGGCCAGGGAUCCAAGGGAACCCCUUAUGACAUCAUUUACUGACACUGGGGAGCGUGUGAGAGAGAAUGGUUGUGUUUCUUCAUGCGUUUAAUUUUCUGUCUGUGUUCUGUCUGUUGGUGUGUGGUGUGUGUGUGUGUGUGUGUGUGUGUGUGUGUGUGUGUGUGUGUCUGUUGGUGUGUGUGUGUGUGUGUGUGUGUGUGUGUGUGUGUGUGUGUGUGUGUUUCUAUGUUUGUGUGUUCACUUCUGUGUGUGUGUGUGUGUGUGAGCAAGAGAGAGUGAGAGAGAGAGAGAGAGAGAGAGAGAGAGAGUGUAUGUGUGUGUGUGUGUGUGUGUGUGCUAGUAUGUAUGUGCAUAUCCAUGUAUGAGGAUGCACAAUAUAAAUACUCUCAGCAGUGGUGUGUGGGUGAGACGUGGCCCACUUCUGGUUGAGUUCUACUCCAAACUCCCCUGCUGCCCGUCAGCCUGGGAUCUAAGGGCCUGACUGAUCCACUCUGACAUCACUUCCUCUUAAUCCCAAAUCUGUAGCACCAAACUCUGACAUCACUUCCUCUUAAUCCCAAAUCUGUAACACCAGACUCUGUUAUCACUUCCCUUUCAAUCCUAAAUUUCAGUCAGUAAUGUCAGACUCUGACAUCACAUCCAUUUGCCAUACAUCUGUGACAUCAGACUCUACCACUUCUAUCUCUGUCUGUGCAUGUUAGCCAAUCAAUAUCUCAGUGUAGCGUAGCUCUCUAACCCCCCCUCCCUCGGCUCUCGCCUCUGAACUGGGCAGCCCUGAGAAUCUGGACACCCCGUCUCUGCCCUACCCCCAACACACACACACACACACACACACACACACACACACACACACACGAACACACACACACACACACGAACACAGGCACACACAUAUAUGCGUCACUGGGGUGGAAAUAAGCAACUGGGCUGAAGCUCUGCAAAACAAAACCCCUCUCCAUCUCUCUCCACCCCCCCCCCCAGCGGAUCAAUUCUGUGAUUAUCAGUGCAGAUUGGGGUGCCCUGGGGUUGCCGUGAUCUUAAUCCAAUUGCCGAAUGCCACAGCUGUGUGUUCGUUAGCGAAACACAGAACAGCCCAAGUGACGUCCGUGAGAAUCUGGCAUCCCACUGACAGCACCACCAGGCCGAAGCCGAGGGAAGGGAAGUGAGAAUGGCUGAGGAACGCUCUGUUUAGAGUGUGCAUUCUGUAGGCAAGUCACUGCUAGCUUUGAAGACAGUAACCAAAAUAUAUAUUCAUCCACUUUGCAGGGGGAAUCUGCUUUCAUGGGAAGGACUCUUGUUAGUAGCAACGAUAAUGAUAACGAUGGUGGUGAUGAUUACCAUGACGAUGAUGACAAACAAAAUCACAUGAAGUUGGCUUUCUGUUCAAGAGUUUUUUUUUUUUAUCUUUGUUUUAUUUAUGCUUCCUGAUUAAUGAUGCGUUACCUCUGUGAAUAAGAAUAAGAAUGUUCAACACAAAUGUCUGAAUGUGCCAACCAAUCAAAAGGCUUCUUUCACAACCCAGACUAUCAAACCCUGUUAUUGUGUGAGAGUCAGGGGGCCUGUUGGCAUUCACUAUAACUUUACUAUAAAAUCGUCUGGGGAUUAUUGAUUAUGUUCUCUCACGUUUCUAUGCAGUUGACGUAAUAUCACAGUGAACUCAGCGUAUAAACUCACUCAGUCACAACAAAGUCAUACCGCAAGGACAUUGUCGUUUUAUUCAAAACAUAGUAGAGGAGUACAGCAUUAGAAGACUACGAGAAGAUUUGGUAUUUCGUUCCAAACAUAGUUGAGGAGUGCACCAUGAGAAUGUUCAUCGUCAGAAUGUUUCGAUUUCAUUCCAAAUGUAACCGCGAACACCAUGAGAACGUUUCCGUUUGAUUCUCAUGUCUGAACUGAUAAAGGGCCGUUCUCCAGCUGAACUGUCCUCAGAUGAAACAUCUCCUAGCGUCUGAAAUGUAACUCUAUGCACUGUAUUUUAUUUUAUUUUAUUUUAAUCUAUUUUUAUUUGUUGGAGAUGGUAACUCUGUGUGAUAGCUCACAUGGCAGGUAUUAAUGUACUUCUUUUUUAAAAAAAAAAAACAGUGUUUCUGAUGUUCUUUGUGUUUUUCUGUUGAAUGUUUUAUAUACAGUUGUCUCCUGCCCUUGUUAUCCAAAAUGUCUCUAUGUAAGAUCUGUCUUUACGUGUUUUUUAAUAUAAUUGCACACAUUCCAUAUA
This is a messenger RNA of Sardina pilchardus (European sardine), 9120 nucleotides long. Its product is annotated as latent-transforming growth factor beta-binding protein 4. The record is from RefSeq and is a predicted model, not a curated record. Gene Ontology annotation, molecular function: calcium ion binding. Lineage: Eukaryota; Metazoa; Chordata; Actinopteri; Clupeiformes; Clupeidae. Bases 310 to 6858 code for a protein of 2182 amino acids. The transcript has 39 exons.